AAGAAACACAGAAAAAAAACCUUCCCAACCCCGGAGAAAGUUACAGAAGUCUCUUCGCUGGACCGGUCCCCCCUAUCAGUCUUCUCCGGCGGCCUUUUCUAUCCUCCUCCUCCCUCUUUUCCAAUCCCCCCUCUCGUCUCAUGAAGAAGCUAACGAAAUUUUUUGAGAAUCUCCUGAAGCCCUUUGCCCGCCGUCCAAAUGGAGAAUUGAAUAAGAAGGACCUAAAGGCGAUCGCUGCGAGAGAGCAAAAGGCCUUCCGCUACGAAACCCUAGCAGCCGCAACCUCCAAUUUCAGCCCCAAGAACAAGCUCGGCGAAGGGGGUUUCGGCCCUGUAUACAAGGGGCAGCUGGGGGAUGGGCGAUUGGUGGCGGUGAAGAGGCUCGGAAGAGGGUCGCGGCAGGGCGGGAAGGAGUUUACGAACGAGGCGAAGCUGCUUUCUCAAUUACAGCAUAAGAAUGUGGUUAAUCUCUACGGCUAUUGCGCUCACGCGGAAGACAAAUUACUUGUUUACGAGUAUGUAGCCAACGAGAGCCUUGACAAGUUACUCUUCUCCGGGGAAGGAUCGGAGUUUCUCCAUUGGGAACGGAGGUUCGAGGUGAUUGUUGGGGUAGCAAAAGGUCUUCUAUACCUGCAUGAGGACGCGCACACGCCCAUCAUUCAUCGGGAUAUAAAGGCAAGCAACAUCCUCCUGGACGGUCGCUGGAACCCUAAAAUCGCAGACUUCGGCAUGGCUCGGCUCUUCCCAGAUGAACUCGCCCAUGUCCAAACCCGUGUUGCCGGCACCAAUGGCUACAUGGCACCGGAGUAUUUCAUGAGUGGCACUCUCUCCCCAAAAGUCGACGUCUUCAGCUUUGGAGUACUCGUCAUUGAGAUCGUCUCUGGUCAGAAGAACUCUAGGUUUUCUCCGCGUCAUGAUGCUGCCACACUCCUUGAAUUGGCUUGGAUGCUUUAUACAAGAAAAGAGACCAUGGACAUGCUUGAUCCUGCAUUGAGAUCCACUGCAGACGCUGCGCAGGUGGCUAUGUGCGUUCACAUUGGCCUCCUCUGCACCCAGGCUAACCCAAAGUUGAGGCCUGAUAUGCGCCGUGUCGUAGUGCUUCUUUCUAAGAAGCCCAGCACGCUCAAGGAGCCCAUCAAGCCAGGGACACCUUAUUUCAAGCCCAAAGGAAUAUCCCAUGGCCUCAGAAAUCCGAGCUACACGACAGGUGAAUCUUCUGGUGUAUCCUCUUUUGCCUCUAACAUUGCUUUGGAGCCCAAUCUUAACAAUACUGCGACCACUUCCUCUCCGUACUCUGCUACCACCAUGACCAGAACCGCUACCGCCACCAAUACCACCACUUCAAGAAGCUUAGUACUUAAUACCAUAUAGUACUAAUCUCUAACAUCGACAUAAAAUGUUAGAUUCUCACCUUAACUUCUUUCAUUUGCUUCAUGGCCUGCAUUCUUUUGGGGAGUGAAGGUUUUCCCCCUUGCAAUGUAUCAUUUUAGCUGUAGUCUAUAGGUUUUGUUAUUCAUUUUACUGAGUAUUAUCACCUUUUAUUUCUUUUUAUCUACUCAUAUUUGAAGAUUUUUAUAUGAUUUUAUCCCCAACGACUGUAGAUAGUAUAAAUAUUAAGAGCUUAGGAUGUGGCUUGUAUUCUUUCGUAUUACAUCAUUUGGCU
Messenger RNA from Phalaenopsis equestris, 1662 nucleotides. Its product is annotated as putative serine/threonine-protein kinase. Gene Ontology annotation, biological process: protein phosphorylation. Lineage: Eukaryota; Viridiplantae; Streptophyta; Magnoliopsida; Asparagales; Orchidaceae. The transcript has 5 exons. The record is from RefSeq and is a predicted model, not a curated record. Gene Ontology annotation, molecular function: protein kinase activity; ATP binding. Bases 141 to 1370 code for a protein of 409 amino acids.